This is a messenger RNA of Meloidogyne enterolobii, 297 nucleotides long. NCBI's taxonomy places the organism in Eukaryota, Metazoa, Nematoda, Chromadorea, Rhabditida, Meloidogynidae. The record is from the annotation of a GenBank genome assembly.
AUGGCUAGUAAUUAUAAUACAAAAAAUACAAAAAUAACUUCUUCUGAUGGACAACAACAAAGAAAAGCAGAACUUGAAAGACGUCGUUCAAUUCGAACAAUUAUUGCUAGUUAUGAGGCUGAAGAAGAAGCAUUUUUAAAAGAAUUGGAGAAAAUGCAAGCAGAAUGUGAAGAAGAAAAUUUAAAUAAAUUAAAUAAUAACCAAACUUUAAAUUCCUCUAAUGAAAAACAAAAAUUAAUAGAAAAUGAGGAACAACAACCAGCAGUAAUGCUCGGUUUUGUUUUUGAAAUUAUUUAA